Messenger RNA from Westerdykella ornata, 1813 nucleotides. RefSeq lists its product as uncharacterized. Bases 496 to 1548 code for a protein of 350 amino acids. The record is from RefSeq and is a predicted model, not a curated record. The transcript is spliced from 3 exons. NCBI's taxonomy places the organism in Eukaryota, Fungi, Ascomycota, Dothideomycetes, Pleosporales, Sporormiaceae.
UACUAAUGCAAGAACCCCGAAACGUAUGAACCAAUCUGACUCACUUACACUGCAUCUUCCACCCUUUUGGACUCUUCCUCAUGGUGACGUCCCUGGGAGUGCCGCACAAUUUGCCACGGUCCAAAUUCUAGUUCCACAAUCAACCGCGGAUUCUCACUACCUCCGCAACCAUCCUUGAAUGGAACCAGCACGCCGCUCCACCAGCGCUGCGCACCCUGUAGAACACUGAAUGCAGUCAAGCCCCCUUAGUGUCAGUCGGCCCUUGACUUGGUAAAUAUCUGAACAUAUGUGCUCGGUUUCUUAUGGACGGUCCAGAUGUCAUCAACGGUGAGCUCACUGUGACUCUCCGCUCGUUUGGCUGCUUCUCUCCUAGUCUCGUAAUGCUCACAUCAGGCGGUCGUUCUAGAGUCCCAUUCAGACCGCAAUCUUCGCAAUCUCGCUUUUGUUCUAUUAAUCUUCAUAUUGUUAUUCCUGGUUCAGGUAUUCGUUCUCACGAUGUUAUAUGCUGCAACAUUCGGUCUUGACAUUGCCAUCAAUGCCGCCGUCCUCAUCGCGACUACUCUCCCCGCAGGCUCCAACUCUAAAGUCCAGAUGGGAUGCGGUAGCAGGGCACGAGACGCUACGGUCGGUGCCUUAACAGGCGGCAGUAGGCCAGAUAUCGUUCUGUACGACACCCACGGACAAGAAAUCCGGAGAAGCGUAGGAGGGGAGCCGUUCGACCCAGGAUCGAAUCCGACCAUAGAAAUGGGAAACCUCAUCGAAAAUACAUUUGACCCGGCCAAAGGGACCAUAACUCCGGAGUACGUGAAGUUGAUUGCGAGAAAUGACGAUGCGGUGUGUGUUAGUUACACACACACUGAAUUGGUAUCCCUAUCUGGGCAUCCUGGCUAUGCCAAAGAAUGCGCCAGACACAUGGAACUUCCCUUCUGGUACCCAUCCCCUGAGAUUAUCCCCGGCACCGACUUCCGUCCCGGUUGCGGCAUGCCCAUGGCCGUCUCAUUCCAAUUGACUGAUUUCGCUUUCCCCACUAGCGAAGAAGCGGCAAAAGCCAAGAUUCAGUAUGAGAAGGCACCAAACACUCUAUGUCAAGCUCCUGCUCGAAUGGCAUUCUGGGACACAACCUAUCCAAACGACUGUAUCCCGUUCUAUGAUUUCACGGUGGAGGGGAACAGCACCACGGGCUUUGAUAUAGAUAAUCAACUGAUUGUUGAUGGGCAUACGAUACCGUGCAAGAUUCAGGGACUGCUUCUAAAGCAGACUCUAGAGCCUGGGAAAGGACUUAGAACGCCCAAAACGCUCACUGACGAAGAGGAAAUGCAAGCUGAUGAAGACGGAACCAAUCCCAAUGGCGCGGCGCCCUGCGCUGGCAGCUUUGGCGGUGAAUGCGGACAAAUCUCGAGAGAGGAAGCCGAGAGGCUGCAAAGGGAGGAAGAUCAGCGACUGAGCGAAGAAGGGCAGAAUCCCAAUGGCCAGGCUCCAGGCGCAGAGGGCUUCGGAGGUAUUUGCGGCGUGGUACAUACCGCCAGACUGGAAUACUGCGCCUGGUGAAGGUGUGGGCAGAGUAUUGCCCUGCCCGACGGUAAAUACAGAAGAACCCCCGACGCUGCCUGACAUAAGUCGACGGAGUCGCAACCAAAAGCGACGUACACCACAAAGGAACGGCAUGUGUAACGACAGGCUUGUCAUCAGUUACCAUAAGGAACAUAGCGCAAGAGAGGUUUGUCAAAUAGAGAGGUCUUGGGGUCCAGACUUCGUAUCGAAAGGGAGAGGAUUCAUUGCGAUAUGUGCCCCAGGGCCACAAAAAUAGAUGUUA